Molecule: messenger RNA, 2752 nt
Organism: Scomber japonicus (chub mackerel)
Lineage: Eukaryota; Metazoa; Chordata; Actinopteri; Scombriformes; Scombridae
Gene: pigs
Product: phosphatidylinositol glycan anchor biosynthesis, class S
Exons: 12
Coding region: 1-1689 (562 amino acids)
Biological process (GO): attachment of GPI anchor to protein
Cellular component (GO): GPI-anchor transamidase complex
Source: RefSeq, a predicted model, not a curated record
AUGGCUACCACGGAAGUGGAGCGUAGACGUGGCCAGCUUGCUGCUCUGUCCAUAGCAGCAGUGGUCAUCAUCGUGGGAGUCCCUCUGUGGUGGCGAACGACUGAAACGUACCGUGCCUGGCUGCCUGUCAGUCAGAUACAAGAGUUGUCUAAGCUGCAGCUACAUUUGAGUGCUGAUGUGGAGGUGUUGUUUGCACGUGGAACGUUGACGCCAGAGCAGCAGAAGAAGGUCCCACUGACACAGACGCAGGAUGACGAGCACAUAGUAGAUGAGGACACAGCUUUGAGGUAUACGUAUGAGACACGGUAUCGCACGGCUACAAUCAUGGAGGAGGACGCCCUGAACCAGCCCACUGCUGCAGAGGCAGAUCUUUCUCUACAUACACUCAGUGAGAGUCCGUGUGGUUCUUUGGUUGUGUACGUGAUCCCAGAGUCAUCUACACUGCUGCCUGAGGAUAUUGACGUGUAUGUUGGUCAGCGACGGACAGCCUUGCUGCGUAUUGGUGCCCAGAUGAGAGUCGGCAGGACGCUAGAGCAAUUGUUGGCUCACCUGGAGCCUCGGAUCAAGCAGGUGCUGCAGGUGAUGUCUUUUAGCCACACAGACAUCACAGCUGCCCUCAGCGACCGAGUCCGUCUUAGCCCUGGCAACAAAGAGAGCAUAGCCGACAGUAUGAGAGCUUUUAAAUCCAGCCCAGGUUAUGAGAUUACAUUCAGUCUGUUGAACCCAGACCCAAAGUCACACCGGCUGUACUGGGACAUAGAGGGUGCUGUGCAGACCUACAUCCAACCUUUGUUUACAAAACUGUCUCCUGUGGCCAACUUUAGCAUUGACUCUCAGACUUUGCACUAUGCCAUGCUUGGUGUCAACCCUCGCUUUGACAGCAGCCGUAAUGCCUACACACUCAACGCUGACAGCCUUGCACAUGUCAUCAACCCUGUGGAGGCUAGACUGGGCUCUAAUGCUGCAUCUUCCAACCCAGUGCUGAAUUUUCUGCUGUACGUCCCAGAUGCCCACCACUCACCCCUUUACAUUAACGACCACAAGAAACAAGAAGUGCCUUCAAAUGCGUUUCACUCUCCACGUUGGGGUGGAAUCAUGGUCUAUAAUGUUGAUGGUUUCUAUGGACCAGAGGCUGUGUUCCCUGUUGACAUCAACAUUAAUAUGGCCAAAGUCAUGGGAGUCUUCCUUGCACAGCUACGACUGCUGCUCGGGGUACAGUCGUCUACCCCUCCCCCUGGCUUUGUGGUUGCACCGUGCGGGAGCACAGGACUGGCUGAUUGGGAGCUGGACCGCCUAAUGUGGAGUCGGAGUGUGGAAAACGUAGCAACAGCAACCACCACCAUCACCUCUCUGGCGCAGCUGCUGGACCAGAUAGGCAACAUUGUUAUCAAUGACAACAUUGCUGAACAGGUGUCCAGUGCUCUCACAUCACUGCAGCUGGCUGUGGCCGAGUUGGAGGCCGGGAACCUCGGCUUUGCUCUGCAGUACAGUAAAGAGGCCAUCUUGGCAUCAGAGAGAGCCUUCUUCGAUCCUUCUCUCCUCCACCUCCUCUACUUUCCUGAUGACCAGAAGUUUGCCAUCUACAUACCUCUCUUCCUGCCCAUGUGUGUGCCUAUUCUGCUGUCACUGCUCAAAAUAGUGUCUGAGGCCAGACAGAAACGCAGAGAAAAGCAAGCCAAGAAGGACUGAGAGACACAAAUUGGGACGAAUAUAAGGUCUGAACACAAAUGGCAUAAUGAAUAAACGUUUAUGUCAGUGGCCUUGACAUCUAGGUACAGAGGUAGGCAUGAAGAAAUGUUCAUAUGCAGCACUGAGGUGUGGGUUUCACAAAUUAGUUGAGUAUUAUAUUUUUUGUUUUAUGUGAAGAAUUGUGUUUAUGGCAAGAUUUUAAGGAAUGACUGCUGUGACUGUCAAACACUGUACAGUUUAAUGCUCGGAUUGUUAUAAAUGUGUUUUUAUAUUUGAAUUCAACAUUCUAAGUUAUUAACAAAUAAACUCACAGAUAGAGCUCUAUCUGUUUUUUUGUUUGUUUUGUUUUUUGACAGUUAUUAGAUUUGAUAUGAAUAUCAAAUACAUUUGGGAGACACACCUGUCUAAACCGUCAUACACUAAGUUUAGACCAAGUUGAGCAUUUAAGUUUGUUCCUGACAUUGGAAAUUGAACACAAAGUCCACUUUAGUAGCGUUUUACAGAGCUUUCAAUGGCCUCUCACUGUUUAACAGCAGAGUUAAUUGGUGUUAAGUUAUUCAGUGUGUAGUUUGUCAUGCUACACAAACUAAAGCACUGACUAUGUUGUGUUUUUUUCACCUGGGUCAUUGACCGAUUCUGAAUGUAGCAUGAGCAAUCUGAUCCCAGUGCAUCAUCAAUGUCUUUUUUAAAUAUAUUGACAUGUAUUUGUGUUAAAUGUGUAAAGGGCCAAAGGGGACGAUGUGGCUACAACACCACACACAUACAGCUAACAAAACAAUUUCACUCCAAAUACCAUUUUAUCUCUUCUGGAGCUCUCUAUCAUAUCACAUGAUUGAUGAUUAUAAGCUUCAGAACAGCUCAUAAAUGGACUGUGGGGUAGACCUUUUUUGUCAUUUUGAGCUAAACUUCAUUUAAAAGUUUGCCUGAAGCUACUAUGAUACAUACUGAGAUAGUCAUAUCAAGUGGAUAUAUGCCACAUUUCCAGAUUUUUAGCAUCGAAUCUCCCCUUUGUUGAGAUGCAGUGGAUCUAUAGUAACAAAAAGAGGAAUUUUGGCACUAAAGA